CUACUAAAUUCAUUGACGCACUUCUCAGUCGAAUGUGUGGCCUCUUCCAUUAUACAUCAUACUGAUCGCAUACUUUCUCGUCAUAUACGUCCACUCUUUUGUCAAAACCGGAAAUGCAGUUUCCAAAAUUACUUCUUCUUUUUUGGCUUCUUAUCGCAAUGGGUCAAUGCGAUGCUGAAAAUUCCAUCGGAAAGAAUGAUACCGCAGCAGAAAUAACGCUUGGCGAGAAACAGCUCGAAGAUCAUAUUCGCGCGAUUCUGAAACACUAUCAGCAAGAAGAUCCAAUAGGGCUACCUGGGGUGCCUAUACCGGAUCCCAUGCCAGUACCGGAUAUGAAGCAUUCAUUCUCUAUGUACACAAUGAAUUUCAAGAAAGUGAACGUUUACGACCUAUCGAAGUUCCGGAUAGUGAACAUGGACUCGGAACUGGCGCUGAUGCAAGUUUCAGUGACAUUAAAUAUGAAAAACUUGAACAUUCGUGGAUUCUACACCCUCUCUUCUUGGCUCUCACGGACGGCUGGUAAUUUUACUGUGAAAUUGUCCGGAGUGUAUGUGAAAGGGCUUGGCAGGCUGGAAGUCGCCAGCGAUGGUAAACUACAGGCGCAGAACAUCGAUUUGGAUUUGACAUUCGAAAAGAUAGACAUGGACUUUAAAAAUUUGGGCUUCUUAGGCGCUGUAUUCCAAAGCAUGAUCAAUUCUAUAGGCACCUUUAUUUUCGACAGUAUUAAGCCUUUUAUAUUGAAGGAGAUAAAUACUAAAGCUAGGGGCGAAGUUAACAAACAAAUCUCGCAGUUGCCACAGCAUUUCCCGAAUUCUAUAUCGCCUUUUGAUAUGUUAAUAACGGAGAUUCGCAAGCAAAUAUCUGAAAUGGGCUACGACCCGUUUAAGGUGAAAGACUAUAGCCAAACUGUCGGUAUAUUCACGGUGACGUCGACUCAUACUUGGAUCACUGGCUUGGCAAGCGUCUACCGAAUGGGAAAUGUUACUCUGAGCAUACAAAACAGAAAGGUAUAUGCGACAAUUGAUGCUGGUACCCAGGAAAUCGAAGGAAAAACUCAUUGGGAAAUAAGCGUGAUCGGUGGCUUUUUAUCCAGAGCCGGUACAGUUUCCUUCACCACGCAAUAUUUCAGAGCUCAGGUAAAAUUAAGCCAACCUUUGGACACGCGGGAGAAGCCGAGCCUGGAAGGCCUUGACCUUGAACUGGGUAAUAUUCAAACUAGAGUUCAUGGUGCAGGUACUAUCGAUUACUUAGUUGAAGCCAGCGUCAAUAUAUUACCAAACCUUUUAAGAUAUCAGAUAAUGGAUGCAAUAGAAGGACCGUUUAAAAGACGCAUCCAAAUGGAAUUAGAUAAAGUGAACGUUGAGGAAGAGAUUUACAAUCAUAUUCCACACAUAGAAGAACAUGCUAUGAGACAUAUUCAAGGUCUGAUUCCUCCGGAAGAGACAAUUUUAGGGGAGUUAAUGCCGCCUUCAGAUCAAGAUGAACAACCCUUUUCGGAAAGUGAGGAAAAUCGAGGCCCUUCGUAAAAAUUGAAUGUAUUAUAAACUAUGGGAACAAUAAAAUAACGCUGCCCGGCAUUUAAAUUAUUUCAAUUUGAAAACAUGAUCUUUUGUCGAUAUCAAAGAGAAUGCCUAUCUAACAAGUAUUGUGAUAAACACAUUGCGCAGCACACUGCUUUGUACAUAUGUUUUACUGAAAUAUAUUACUAAAAUAUA
Frieseomelitta varia is the source of this 1715-nucleotide messenger RNA. RefSeq lists its product as uncharacterized. Gene Ontology annotation, molecular function: lipid binding. The transcript is spliced from 6 exons. The record is from RefSeq and is a predicted model, not a curated record. Lineage: Eukaryota; Metazoa; Arthropoda; Insecta; Hymenoptera; Apidae. The coding region runs from base 114 to 1526 and encodes 470 amino acids.